This is a messenger RNA of Pediculus humanus corporis (human body louse), 2163 nucleotides long. RefSeq names its product Regulator of nonsense transcripts 3A, putative. The coding region runs from base 1 to 2163 and encodes 720 amino acids. The record is from RefSeq and is a predicted model, not a curated record. The transcript has 6 exons. Lineage: Eukaryota; Metazoa; Arthropoda; Insecta; Psocodea; Pediculidae. Gene Ontology annotation, cellular component: nucleolus; cytoplasm. Gene Ontology annotation, molecular function: mRNA binding. Gene Ontology annotation, biological process: positive regulation of translation; nuclear-transcribed mRNA catabolic process, nonsense-mediated decay.
AUGGAAGUUGAGGAGAAAACGUCGCCGGUAAUUGACAGCACGGCUGAAAAUAAUGGGAAAAAAGGGAAAAUUAUGACAUUGUUGUUUCCAGCUGAAUCCCAGCAACCCGUGGAGGGAAAAGAUGGUAGAAAAGAUAAAAAUCGACCUCAGAUGAAGGUUGUUAUCAGGAGAUUACCACCUAAACUAACGAAAGAAGCCUUUUGUGAAGAGUUUUCACCUUUGCCACCACAUGAUUACUUUCAUUUUGUUCGAGGAGAUUUAAAUUUAGGAUCGCAUGCAUUUUCCAGGGCUUACAUUAAUUUUAUUAAUCAAAAAGAUAUAUUUUCUUUUAAAGAAAAAUAUGAUGAUUACGACAUUCAAGAUGACAAAGGUAGGACUUACCAUGCAGUUGUCGAAUUUGCUCCUUUUCAAAAAAUUCCUAAAAGAAAAGUUUUGAAAAAAAAAUCAUCCAAAGCUGGAACAUUAGAAUCGGAUCCAAAAUAUGUCGAAUUUCUACAUAAACUGGAAGAAUCUAAAAAUUUUAUAAAUAAUCCAUCUGAAUAUUUUCACGAGACGGAAAAUCCGGCUUUGAAAGCGAAAGUCAUAACUACACCACUCCUUGAAUUUUUGAAAAAGAAAAGACAAAAAAAAAUUGAUCUCAGAAAUGAAAUAAGACAAAGGAAAAGAGAAGCUGAAAAAAGGAGAAAAGAAGAGGAUAAAAGAAAAAUGGAUAGGGAAAAAAAAAAAGAAGAGAAAAAAAGUGUGGAGAGAAGUAAAACGGGAGACGAAAGAGGAGAAAAAAUGGAUGAAAAGGUUAAAGAGAAAAAAAUUGAUGAUCGCGGACGUUACAAAGAUGAAAAAAAAGAUUCAAAGAAUAAAAAAAAUUUAGAAAAUGAUUCAUUAUCGGAGGAAAAAUUGGAUUCUGUGAUUCCAAACGAUCCAGCUAUAUUAGAAGUGGUCGUUAGACGUUCUUCUGAUAAGGAUGGAAAAUCUGGUGGAGCGAAAACGAUAUCGAAAAAUGUUGAAGAAACAAAGAGUUCAAAAGCAACAAAUGAAAAUGAAGGAAAUGUCGGAAAACCGGAAAGGAAAUAUUCAGAUUUUCGCAGCGGUCGGAUGGUAGAAGAAAAACAGCGUAAAACAUUUUAUAAAAGAGAUGCAGACGAUGGUAAAAUAGUCAAAACUCAAAUGGGAAAUCGAAAAGGGGUGCCCGAUGAAAAGGGUGACAAUUACAACAUCGGAUACUGUUCGGAUUUGAAAGAACCGAAAAAUUCGGAUUUGGAUACCGAAUCGAAACGUCACGAGUUGAAAAACGAAGUCAAAGAAACGAAAAGUAAAUUCAGGUACUCGGAACAGAGAAAUCGCGACCGGGAAUACCGUCAGAAAACGUCGGAUUUUAAAAAUCCAAAAGAAAUAAAUAAUUUCAGUUCGGAAUUGAGUAAUAAAACGAAGGAUUCCGUCGAUAAGGGAAUAUCAAGAGUUGGCAACAGCUUGAAAGAAGUAGAAGUUAAAAGUAAAAAUUUUAAUCUAGAAGAUGGUGGUGGUGGUGGUGGUGGCAGCAGCAACACCGCAUCCGAUUUAGAAUCGGAAAAGGAAACGAUACAAUCACGUCCGAACAGGAGGAAAUCAUUGGAAAUGGAACGAUCCGUCAUUGAUUCCGAUAGGAGAAGAAGUAAAUCCGUACACGAUGUGAGCAACAAAGAUUUUCAUUUCGACGAUGAUAAAAAGGUUGAAAAAUUCAGGUUGGAGAAAGAAAGAGAUGUAAAUACUCCCGACAAGGAUUCCGUUCAAACGGAUGACAAUUCGAAAGAAAGCACGGAAUCGGAUAAAAUGGACGACGAGUCGAAAAAAGCCGAUCCGAGAGCGGAAAGAAGAAUAAGAAACAAGGAUCGACCUUCAAUCGAAAUAUACCGGCCGGGAAUGGGAAAAUUCAGCAAGCAAAGGUUAGAGCAAAAAAAAGACGAUUCAAAUGGUUCGAGUCCCACGGGAACUCCUUUUUCGAACAAAUCAUCAAAUCGUUUCGGUUAUAAAACGAAUAAAAAAAAUCAAACGGAUAAUUUGAAAAAUGUCGGAUACAAAAGUGAGGAUUCGACGACGACACACAAAGGCUCAUCAGAAGGAAAUGGAAAAUCCCAUGGCGAAGUUCGAACUAUGACGUUUACAAGAAGUUGCAGUAAAGAAAAUUGA